Messenger RNA from Cynocephalus volans (Philippine flying lemur), 1488 nucleotides. It is a transcript of the gene SH2D7, whose product is annotated as SH2 domain containing 7. Gene Ontology annotation, cellular component: cytoplasm. The record is from RefSeq and is a predicted model, not a curated record. Lineage: Eukaryota; Metazoa; Chordata; Mammalia; Dermoptera; Cynocephalidae.
AUGGGGCGCCAGCCAGCCAAGGUGCCCCACCCCAAAGCAUUACAGAGGAGAAGUGACCACCAGCCCAGUGUGCUGCAGGUGGUUGGGGAGGGCAUUGGCUCAGUGCUUGCCAGGAUAGAGGGCAGCCUAAAGCAGCUCAGCCUGGGGAGGAGGCCGGAGGGGGCAGGGGACAGCCAAGGCCUGGCUGAGCUCCAGGAGCUGGCCCUGAAGUGGUUCAUGGAGACACAGGUCCCCUUCUUUCUACAGAUGGGUGCCCUGCUAUCCUAUUUUCAUAGAUUUAUCACCUGCAAACAGAUGGAACAGCUACUCAGGGACAAAGCUCUUGGUUCCUUUCUCAUCCGCCUCAGUGACCGGGCCGCCGGCUACAUCUUGUCCUACAGGGGCAGUGACUACUGCAGGCAUUGUGUCAUCAAUCAGCUCCAAAACUGGUACUACCUCAUCUCAGGGGACACCCACAGCCACGGCCCUCUGGCCGACCUCGUGCGCCAUUACCAGGGGGUGCCACUUGAGCCCUUUGGGGAGACCCUGGCUGCCGCCUGGCCCCAUUUAGAGGACAAUGACUUGUAUGAUGCCAUCACCCUGGGCCUCCAACAGACCAACCUGGUCCUGGAAAGUCCACCUGCCACAGUGCCCCCCACAAUUGUCCCAGACAGGGCCAACAGCCCGCACCCCUCUCGAAAGCCCCAGGUCUCCUUCCUCCACACAAAAAAGAGCCUGGAUAUGAGUCUCUGGAAUCUUUCUGAGGAGGAAAGCAUGGAGGUCCACAUCAGGGUGCCCCUCCCACCCCCCGAGAGGUGUACCUCCCUCCUGCAUGAGUCUCUUGGAGGCCCCAGUGACAUCGUCUAUGCAGACCUGAGGGAAAUGAACCAGGCACAGUUAGGUCUGGGCACAGAGGUGGCCGACAUGCAUGGGCCAGUUCCAGCUGGCAGCCAGGCAUGCUCCCCAGGCAGGGAGGCCCCAAAGAGACUCUGAGAUGAACACCAGAACAGGCCUGAUGGCCCAGGGUCUGCUCUCUCUGGAGGGAGCCCAGACCAGGGCCCUACAAUGUCUCUCACUUCCCGAGGGCUCCUCCUGCCCCCCAGUUCUGAAGCCUUGGGAUCUUUGACUGCUACUUAGAGGCAGGGGUUUGUGAAGCUGAGCCAUGGGGCUCAGCCCUGCUCCCAGGGAGGCUCUGCAGAUACCUACAAGCUCAUUGGACCAGCAGGCCUACUGCAGGAAACCAGGGAUGCACCAGACCAAGGAGGAGGCGGUACCUACAAGCAUAUCCCAGCCUGCAGGACCACACAUCCUGGGACCAGUCCCACUUAUAGCAAACUGUCAGGGCCCCUGGACUAUGGCUAUGAGAGGAUCUUGGGGACCUUGGGGCUCCCAGAGCCGGGGAACAUCUUUGAGCAAAUCUCGGAAGCCAAGAGCAAGGAUUCUGGACAGACACACAAGCCUGACAAGCUCCAGAGGCUCUUCUUUGUGGACAAGAGGCACAAAUUCUGA